AUGCUUUUGAUCGACGGGAAUAACCAGGGCAUACGCAACAUGCAGAACAGCAACGAAAUCGCGUCUGAAAACGAGAUUGAAGACGACGACAUGAACCUAGGCGCUGCAUCCGAAGCCCAGAUGGAAGAGUUGUUCAAAUACCUUAUGUCAUUGCCUUGCAUGCAAGGUCGCUCUGAAGAAGACCUCAGUAUGAUAGAGGAGCUCCUCUCUCCGGAGGAGCGUCGAUCUGUCGCGGAGAAGUUUCCAUGGCUUCCUUGGUCGACAUCUGACCCUGAAGAAGUCGUCCAGCCGCAAGAUGAUUCCCUUCAUUCUAUCUCAUCCGAUCCGGAGCCGAACUUGUCCAGCACUGGGUUAACGACGGAGGAGCAUGCGAGUGCUGUCUCAGAUGUUCUUGAGCCAAUUACAAAAGUCUCUUCACAGCCCCCGGCCGCCAUGGAAAGCUCUUCAAGGAGUAUCGGAAUCAUUGAAGACGGCGAGAUACGCUCACAGUCUGUGCACCAGCAGAGCAUCAAUAAAACACGUCUAGGAGCUGGGCUAGCCACCACCACGGCCCCUUACUCCGCUCCAAGCUCCGAAGCUGUCCUUUCUUUCGGAAAAUUCGUGACUCAUUCAGAUGAUGACAACUCAUCAGAAGUCAUGUGGGAAGGAGCUUUUCCGCCUGCCACCGCCGGUAGUGAAGAUAAUCGUUUGCCUGCCCAACGUACUUGUCAACACGUUUCAGACUACGACCCACCCUCGAAGAAACGCAAGCCAGCUCCUACACAAACCACCGCAAUGUUUAGAAAUAGAGUUGUGCAUGCGACGGCUAACCUACUAGAUGACGAACCGGAGAUACAGAUAGUGGACAAUCCUUUACGGGACGGCUUUUCCACUCCCAUGGUGCGGCCCCUUAUCUCAGAUGCCAACAUCGGCCGAGUUCGGAUGGCGCCGUCUCUACUCUCCGUUCGUACGGCUGAAGUAUUUGCUGGUCCGUCAUCUGAGUUGCCCGGCCCGAACGGCUUGAACGCCUUGGGGUCUCCCAUUCGCGUUGUGACCAAAACCAACCCUCCCGCAUCGCGGCCAAGGGGUCCAGUAGUACGCAUGGAGGAGGUUCGUGCUCUCACCAGACACCUUUUUGAUAUCAACCAAAUCCGCUCAAGUCGACGGGCUGCCGAGGAGAGACUCUCCGAUGCCAAAUCCGCAGGGACUUUCACCAAGAAGCAAAUCGAAGAACUCAACCUCAUAGUACUUGGGCACAACCCCAAGCUCCAAGCGAAGCUUGAUGAAUAUAUGUCCGUGUAUGAGGCCCCCUUCAAGCGUCUCUAUGGCAAGCGAGUGUCCUUUGAGACGGCUUUAUUGAAGCUGAGCGACGAUAUGGCCCAUCAGAGACGAGUUCAGGAUCGCGUCAAGAUACUCGUGGAGCAGGUAGACAAGUUAACCGAGCAAAACAAGCAGUUGUUGAGCACUUUGAAUGCGACUGCUACUAAAGCAGAAGUAGACGAGCUCAAGAAGAAGGUGGAGAGCCUGAGUUCGAAUGGCAGCGGGGGAGGCUACGGUGGGCGGGGAAGGGAUCGUGGUGAAGAAGGCCACUUCCGCGGUAGAGGGCGCGGGAGUCAUGGCCCUUCCUCUCGUGGAAGCCAUGCAAGCGGUCCUUCCCAUGGAGGUUACGGUGGCGGUGGAUUCGGCGGAUCUCGCAGCAUCGGAAACCAGCCCCCACACCAGUUGACCAGCGAUCGGGGAGGCACAUCUACAAACACAGGCAACGCAUGGGUCGGUGAGUCUGGAUUUGGGAACUCAUGGAGUGAUACGCAGACUUCUGGUGUAACCCCAAUGCUGGCGGCUCCUGUUGCAAAGACUCCUGAAGGAGGAACUUCCAUGGAGGAUGUCAAGGCUGUUGGAGCCCGAACCAUGCGAGUGCUGGAGCAGGAGCCACGGGCACGACUGGUGGUGACACAGCAGAGUGGGGAGAUGUUCCAACGGCGGGCGCCGGUUGGAGUGCCUGUGCUGCUGCAGAUCCCGAUCCAGGCUGGGGUGGAGCCGGCGCGGCUAACGGGUGGUGAUCCUAGCCUCUUUGACAUCUUGGCCGAUGGAACGUUACCUUCCAUUACGCGUCUAAAUCAUUCACGUUGUAUGCUCAUUGCCUUCGGGUUGCCAAAGAGAAGUCCAUGUGAGAUCCACCAUAAGAGUGCACAGAACAAACAUGUGUACUGGGUUGAUGCAAUGACUAAGAGUACGGACUCUUCCGCAUGGCGAGCAUGUCCUUGUAUGGGACUACUCUAUACGCGGAAGGACCUCUUGGACUUGUGCCGAGCAACGUCUCUACUUCCCGACACGGACAUCUCUUGCCACCCGGGAAGCCAUCCGAGCCUAAUGGUUCUUUCAUCAGACAAUUUAAGUGGCGCCAGCGUUCCUAUUCAAGACGUCAGAGCCGCUGAAUAUCGUCCUUUCCAUCAGGCACGCACACGGCAAGCGCGUGAAAGCUGUGCGGUAGAAGUGACACUUACCAACUUUGCCACCGCUACGGCCUGCUCCAGACCCUUCGCCAAGUGGCUUGAAAUGUGCCUCCCACGUAUGGACGACAACAGAUUGCUUGCCUAG
This is a messenger RNA of Dacryopinax primogenitus, 2577 nucleotides long. RefSeq lists its product as uncharacterized. The transcript is spliced from 7 exons. The record is from RefSeq and is a predicted model, not a curated record. Bases 1 to 2577 code for a protein of 858 amino acids. NCBI's taxonomy places the organism in Eukaryota, Fungi, Basidiomycota, Dacrymycetes, Dacrymycetales, Dacrymycetaceae.